Molecule: messenger RNA, 2139 nt
Organism: Stylophora pistillata
Lineage: Eukaryota; Metazoa; Cnidaria; Anthozoa; Scleractinia; Pocilloporidae
Product: putative skeletal organic matrix protein 8
Source: RefSeq, a predicted model, not a curated record
AAGAAAACGGUUUCGCACAAAAGAAUACCUUCCUUUGAGCAAACAAUCUUCGGUCUUCAUCGAAUCAACGAUUUUCAAAGCAUCUUUCAUUGGUUGACUGGAAGUUUUUGGAGAGCUGAAGAUGAGCUCAAUGCUGAAGACGCCGUUCUUCACCACUUUGAUAUUUCUGUGCGUGACAAUUCCGUCAUCUUUGGGGAGGAUUGGAAAGCGAUCUCUUUCUACGGAGUACAAGCAUAUUCGCCCAGUGGCCGAGAAGUCAAAACUGAUUUCUGACGGAGAAUGCAGUAUCAUUGUCGACAAGAUCCCCGAUUAUCGAAGCAGAAGCAAGUUGCAAUCUCAUCCACGACUUUGCGUCCGCCUCAAUGACACCCAGCUGUUAGCCAGGCUUCGACAGGUUGGCGAAUUCAACCCGCGUUUCAUGGCGAUCAACGAGAAAGAUGCCUGCAGAUUUAGGGACCUCUACAGCAAGGACAAGCUUCCAAUCAAAAUCUAUCCCUUCCAGAAAGGCAGACAGUACCAAUAUCCAAAGAGGAGGUUGGAGAGCUGCGUCAGUCAAUCUCAAUCGUACCGUUGUCGGAGUGGAGGUACACCUGUGGAUAAAAGAGGAUUAAUUCGCUUAUGUACGGAAUGUAAUAGAGUAACCGAAUUGAAAGAUGGAGUUUUCCCCAAGUUUAUCAACGAAGUCAAAUGUGUAUCUGGACACUGCCUCGAUCACCAGGGGUUAUGCGUCCAGCGGUCUCUUGAGUUUACUUUUAUUUACUUCACUAAGGAAUAUGUGUGGCAUCAAACCAUCAGUGAUGACCCACCGCUCCAUGUCUACGUCGAGGUAUGGGAUCCGUAUACGCAAGAAAUCGGUGUUUGCUGCGAAUGCCAGAAAAUAAUGUCACUUGUUUUGUUCCUGGUUGUCGUCUCGGCUAUGCUACCAGCAUCUAGUGGAAGGACUCGAGUUGUGCGUCCACGCCGAACAAGAACAUCACGUAGACCUGUAAUAACAUCAAGGCCAAAAAUUCGAGAGGCAGAUUGCGGUCGCAUCGUCAACACAAUUCCUAAAUAUCGAGGAAGGUUACUCGGCCGGAAUCGUCAUCUAUGCGUUCGCCUCAAUGAAACCCAGUUAAUAACCAAGCUUCGUAUCAGUGGAGGAGGUUUCAACCCACGAUACAUGGCCAUAAACAGGACAGAUUCUUGCAGAUUUCAGGACCUUGCUAUUGCAGACGAGCUUCCAGCACCAGCUGCUACUUCGUCUGAGACCCAAUCUCAUCGGCCAAGGCAAAUCCAGCAGGACUCCGCCGGCAAGGAUUUCAGCCGCAGUUUGGAUGAUCCGGAAGUGCGUAAGGAGGAAGGGUCGAGACAGAAACGGAUGACUUCCUCGAGCCCAAGCUCCACCCUGCGCGGCUGCUGGAGUCGAGGCUCUACCGUGGACGACACCAACUUGCGACGUCUAUGUACGGAGUGUGCUGCAACCACCAAACUACCAUCAAAAGUUUUCCCGCCCUUUAUCAACGAAGUUAUUUGUGACAGCUCAGAGCGUCUCUGUUUUAGAGCCAUUGGGAGAUGUGUGCAGCGGUACAUAAAGUUUACAUUUCUCCGCCAGACUGGAGAGUUUGAGCGCGAUGAUGCCUUGAGCAAGCUCCUAGGAAUUUCUGUCUACAUGGAAGAGUGGGAAGAUUACGAACAAGAUAUCAGGUCGUGCUGUGAAUGCCGAGUAUUUUCAAUUCCAUUUUUCGGAGGCAAAUGAUUUUCACGUUGUUCGUUGAAGAUAUAGUUUAUAUUUCAUUUUUCACACAUUUUUAUUGCAACCUCGCUCCGGGCCCUAUCAUCUUCCUGCCCCAGAGGUCUGGAAGAUGAGAGGCCCUGGGAACGAGGUUGAUUUUGUUGUUCGGUUUCUAGUUAUGAAAUUGUUGUCGAUUAAAAAAUAACCGUCAAAAGCAUAUAGAGCUGCAGAGACAAAACAGUCGGAUUUCGAUAUGUAAAUAUUCUCUAUAUUUCACAGUUUUCUCUUUGUAGCCUCCUUGUGAAAUUCUGAGAUUCUUAGUUAAAAGAAUCGAAUUUGUUCUAUUGUGAUGCCCAUAAUCACCGCACGAGCAAAACAUAUGUUGUCGUAAACUCAGAAUUUUUCGUUGUUUGACAAUAAAACAAAUC